AUGUCCUCUCUGUUGGAUCCCGGGUUGAUCAGGACAGCGGUGGUGGAGCAGGUUGUCGCCCCCAUCGCCAGUCAUCUGUGCCACUUGGUGCUGCUGUGUGAGAGUGCAGAGGGACCUCAGCAGUUCUGCCAGCUGGAGGGUGCAGCUCAGGCGGUGGCCAAAGCCACCGUGAACAUGGCAGCAGUGGCCUCCAGGCAAAUGGGUGACAGGGAGGACGAGGUUUUUCACACAGAGAUGUCGUCCCUGCUGGAGUCGGUCACCGUGUCCGGUCAGCACGUGCUGUUGGCAGCCCAGAAGCUCAGCAUUCAGCCCGGCUUGACUGAGCACAGGGAGGAACUCAUCGCCGCAGCACAGAACGUCUUCCUGGGAGUAACCAAAGUAAAUCCCCUUCUCUGUCUCCCCCGUCAGGUUCUGUUAGUGGACGAUGAUGCUAUCGUCAGGACAGUGGUGGCUGCUGCCGAUCGAGUUUCGGAGUGCUUAUCUGAGCUCGCCUUCGCCUCUGACAUCAAGUCUCUGCUUAAAUCUUUCCAGGUGUUUUCUGAAGCUUUGCUUUUCCUCAACAAUCUGACCGUUGAGAGAGCAAAUGCCUUACAGGACCCCAGACAAACCAAGCAGCUUCUGGAUUCCCUGGAGACCCUCGGGAGGUGCAUCUCCAUGCUGCACACAGCCAUGUGCACGACCAUCAAACACCCGACCAGCGAGCAGGCGCAGCACGCCAAGAGGUACAUCCUGGACAAGGUGCACAGCACAGUGAGGGACAUUGUUGUAACUCUGAAAAGCGAACGCCGCAGUGGACCACUGGGUCCUUGUGGGUAUUACACAGCGAGGAGAAACAGUCUGUUGCUGCUGCUCACCAGUUCCCCCACCUCCUCCAUCCCAGGCGGUGGCCUCGACAGUGUGGUGAGAGAUCUUGUGUUUCACUGUAUGGUUGUGGCCAACACUUCUCGUAGAGAGCUUCAACAGAGCGUGGUGGGCCAUUGUCUUCACGUCCUGCAGCUCUGGUCCGACAUAAGUAGGGUUUUAAAGUCCACAGAGGAGGAUUUGAGGAAGAACCUUGAGAGUACUUGUCAUUUUUUGGUGCAGCAAAUAGGAAUGCUUGAUGAGGCUUUGAUGACUAGUGUUCUCUAUCAAGUCCUGGACACAUUUCCUGCAGCAUCGGCGACGGUUGAGGAACUUCUAAGACUGUCGGGAAAAAUCCUGGUCGCCGAUUGUCCCACAGAGAUGGAUCUGUCCUUCCUUCAGGCAGAAGUUGAGGACGUCAUAGCUUCCACUGACAGAAUAAUCAAAGUGGCAAAUUUCCUCUCAGCUGUCGCCGUUGAUGCAAAGAGUUUGGAGAGUGUGGAGAACUCGCGAGUCGGCCUCGCCAGACUCAGAGCUCAGCUCGCACCCCUCUCUCUGGAGCUGGCGGAUAACUCGAUGCAAACCGUUCAAAAGAUUCACGAGGCCUGCGAAAAGUGGCAAGAGGAGACUGGUCAGCUUCAGGAAGCCCUCAGUGAUGUAAUGGACGUGAGGGAGUUCACCAGCGCUGCCGUCGAUGAGGUGGUCAGCGAUCGGCACGGAUGUGACUCAGCGCACAGACAGCAGAGCUGCAAACUGUUUAAACAACACGCCGUGAGCCUUUUUUGUCACAUGAAGCUGGCGGUCGACUCGGUGAGGAGGCACUUGGACAGAAGUGACGACCCCAUCUACAGAAACGGGCUGCUGGUGCUGCUGAAACAGGUUCAGUCAUCUGGAGCCAAAGCGAGUGAGUCGGUCAGAGACGUGCUCUUAGGUUCCGGUCUAAGCGUGGAGGUAUAUUCCACCUUUUCACACAAUGUGUCCGCUGCCAUCAAGCAUUUAAAAGUGCUCAGAAAGGGGCUGGACGGCCUACAGCAUCCACACCUCCUGAGCCCGCUGCGAGGAGACGCACGUCGGCCCGAAAUCUCACAGCCGUGCGUGCCUGUAAAAGGCCCCCGCGAACUGGACGCGGGUCACAUGACGAGAGGCCGUUCGGUUUUACAGGCUACGGAGAAGGAUCCUCAAACCGAGCACGAGGAGGAACACUCGCACGAGGAAAGCAUAGAAGCAGAACUGGCUCGUAAAUAUGAUUUACUGGUCCCAGCUGUCCCCGUUGAGCUGAAACCGAUCCACAGAACUCUUGAAUUUGACCUUUUACCCCUCAUGUACGAAGUCGUGACUGUGACUAAAGGGAAAGAUGUGACACUACUGAACCGGGUCUGCACUGGCGUUUUUGAGCUGUCGAACUGCUACGCCCAAGCUGCGAAGGAGGCCGUGGCCGUUGUGGACGCGCUUGACUGUCAGACGUUGGAGAGUCUCAGAGCAGAGCUGGUGUCACUGACUCCGCUGCUCGUCCAGACGGCCCAGGAAACGGCGAUGAGCUCGGCGAUGAGCGCGGACAGCGUCUGCAGACACAGCGCGCGCUUCUCUGACCUCAUAAACAACACCAGGAAGGUUUUGCUGCCGGUCGCUGGCACCUGGUACAACGCUGUUUACACUCAGCUGCAAGGAAACCCGCCGGCAACGCCCGCCACCGUUGCGCGGCAGCUAAACGAAGUGAUGACUUUAUGCGCUGAAGCCGUCCAGCUCUUGACGUCGUCCGGUUUAACGUCCCAAGGCGACGGUCACGAAACAUUGAGCGUUUUACACAACAAGCUGAACAAAGCCCAGAACAACACAAAGCAUCUGAUCGAGUUUUCCUCCUCAACGGACAGACCGGGGGAUCAACUCGAGGGCCUCUGUGUCCUCUGGGGCCUGUCGAUUCAGGUGUUGCUGCGUUCGCUUGACAAGAUUUUGGGGACAUCAACCGCGACGAACCCGCUGAGCCCCCAGAGACACGUGGCCGUGUUGUCUGAGACCUCGCUUCGGAUCCAGGAGGCGACGAGGUUAACCUGCCAGAAUUGCAGAAGUGCGUACAAAUCCAAACAGCUGGCAGGAUACCAGAAUGAACUAAAAAGCCUGACUGAAGCGUAUCUCCAAGCUGCAGAGGAGCUCGACGCGAUGCCCAGCGUCACGCAACUUGCAAAAUCUGAUGUCUUCCAGAGGCAUCUUUUGAUUAAAAUCCGAGCGCUUUCCUCUCAUUUAAACAAGACAAACAAAGAUUACGACGCUGCGCUUCAAAAUAUUGUCAGUGUCGCUCUUUUUUCUGCUGAACAUUUCAAGGAGAGCAACACGGAGGACACAGAGCGAACAUUUGACACCGCUGCUGAAACGCUGCUUGAAAAUGUCAAAACCGCAACCAAAAGGGUCGAGGACAGCUUGCACUUCAUCCGCGACCCACAUGCGCGUUCCCACCUGAGGUCCGUCAACGACCACCUGCCUUUUCAGAUCUCGGAUGUAAUCAGCAGGGCGAGGCUCAUGCUGGAGACUCACUAUAUUAGUGACACACUCAGUCUGGACGUGCAGAUCCAGUGCUGGUCAGCCAAAGCUCGUUACGUGGCGGAGGAGAUCAGGAAACAGGACGGGAUUCACCAAGAGGUCAAAGAGGUCAUCACGGCCGGUCUGCAGGGCAGAAGCCUUGAGGAUAGCACAGAGGCGUCGGCCGGGGGGCCGUCUAAAGUAAAAGAAGGGGGAUUUCCCUGUGACGUGACAAUGACGCCGUGGCAGAGAGGCAACGCGGAACGCGUAGAUGCUGCAGAAACAAAUACUAAUGCGGUAAAAUAUGGAGAUGGUAAUAUUGAAAAUGACCGGGUCGGGUCCAGCGGGCCCAAAGAGACUCAUUCGCUGACGUCCACAGCCCUUUUUCUAAAGCAAGAAAGUGACAGCUGGGAUCCCAAGGACAACAGAAUUGUCCAGAUGACCAGGAAGACGGCUGACACACUCUGUUACAUGACUCAGUACCUGAGGAAGAGAGGCCCAAUACUGAAUAAGGAGGCAUUUGUCACCGCAGCCAAAAACGUGAUCUCAAACUGCCAGUCAGUCACUCAGUUCAUCCGAGUUAUUGCCAACCACUGCCUGGAUAAACAGUCCACAGUUGAACUCUCCCUCAUAGUUGAGCAAAUUCUCACCAUCACUAACCAGUUCAGCAUCAUCUCCAGCGUCAACGCUGUAACACCCGGGUGCAGAUCAUCCGACGAGAUCCUGGUGAAGAACGCUCAAAAUCUACUGCAGACGGUCCUGCGGGGGGUCCGCGCUGCAGAGUCAGCCUGCAUCACAGGGCUGAAGCAGCCUGAGCCGGACUCGGAUGGUGCCGAGGCCACGGCCUUGUGUUUCCAGUGGAGGAGGAAACUGGAGAUCCACCGAGCCCAGCAGACCUCGAACACGGAGACCGACGAGCUGGGCUUGAGGAAGACCUCCACCCACCCGGCGGCCCCCAGCCUUGUGCCGCCAGUUGGCUUCAAGUGACCACCACCCCUUCAAAGCACGAGUGGAAACAGUGUCUCAAGAAAGAAGUGUAAAAUAGAU
This is a messenger RNA of Gasterosteus aculeatus aculeatus (three-spined stickleback), 4401 nucleotides long. NCBI's taxonomy places the organism in Eukaryota, Metazoa, Chordata, Actinopteri, Perciformes, Gasterosteidae. The record is from RefSeq and is a predicted model, not a curated record.